AUGAAUUCAAAUAUUACAAACGGUAUUAACCCACCAACAGUGUCGACCACACAUGGCAAGGUGAGAGGUCAAAUGCGCCAAGGUGUCUAUGGUGAUAUUUACUACAGUUUUGAUGGCAUACCAUACGCUAGGCCACCACUCGGAGAACUGCGAUUCAAAUCACCUCAGCCAGCAGAGCCUUGGCUGGGUGUACGCGAUUGCACCAAGUGCCCACCUAAAUGUAUGCAAUGUAAUCGUUAUACAGGUGUAGUUGAGGGAUCUGAAGAUUGCUUGUAUUUGAAUGUCUACGUGAAGCGACUGCGUUCUGACAGACCGCUGCCAGUCAUAGUUUACUUGAUUGGUGGCCGAUUUACAACUGGUGAUGCUUCACACGCUGCCUGGGGCCCGGAUUAUAUUAUGAUGAAAGACGUACUACUCAUAACCAUGGGAUUUCGCUUGGGUGCUUUAGGCUUUCUGAGCUUCCCCGAACCAGAACUCCAAGUACCCGGCAAUGCUGGACUCAAGGACAUAUUUUUGGCUCUACAAUGGAUCAAGCAGAACUGCAAUAAUUUCAACGGUGAUCCCAAAAAUAUAACUCUUUUUGGUCACAGUUCAGGCAGCGCCGCGGCACAUUUGCUCAUGCAUUUGCCUCAAUGUGAAAAUCUCUUCCACAAAGUCAUACUUAUGUCGGGCACACAAAUGUAUAUACGUAAAGUUCCCCAUCUGGAGUAUCGUUUUGCCAAGCAUUUGGGCUAUAACGGACCAGAUGAUAAUCACAAAAUUCUGGCAUACCUGAAUUCACUCGCACCAGAACGACUUUGUGAUCUAGAAAUCUGGACGGCAGAGGAAAAGGAACAAGGACAUUUCUUUGUAUUUUCGCUUACAAUCGAAAGUGAACACACACCAGAUGCUAUAAUUACCAAGGAUCCACUUGAUAUGUAUGCCGUUGAUAAAGAGGCUUGGUUUAAUGGUCUACCCCUGGUGUUGGGCAGUAACUCAUUUGAAUCACUAAUGCACUACAAAUACUUCACGAAACAACCAAAGCUAUAUGAGACCUUAAAAGUUCAUCCUGAGUAUUUAGUGUCACAUGAGGUGAGAGCAAAAUGUGAGUUGUCAGCGCAACAACAGUUGGCAAGAAAACUUAUACGAUUGCAUUUGGCUGAGAAGGAUUUGAAUAUCGAGCAAGUGUUCGAUGUCAUGCGUCUUUCCUCUUAUGAUUUCAUCUAUCAUCCAGUACAUCGUUUUCUGCAAACGCGUCUCGCGCAAGCAAAUGCGCCCACCUACUUCUACCGCUUCGAUUACGAUUCGCCUGAUUUCAAUUUGUAUCGCAUAAGGCAUUGUGGACGUGAAGUUCGUGGUGUUUCGCAUGUGGAUGAACUCUCAUAUAUAUUUUUCAUACCAGAUUCUUUCAAAUUGAAACGUGAAUCAAAGGAAUUCCAGAUGAUCGAGUGCAUGGUGGAUUGGAUAACUAGUUUUGCUGUUAAUUCGAAUCCAAAUGGAGUUAAAAUUAAGCCUUUAGUGUGGGAACCGUUAGCAACGGAAGGUGCGCGCUAUUGUCUUAAUAUUAGCGAUGAAUUGAGUUUUAUAGAGUGGCCAGAAGCUGAUACUUGCGCAAUUUGGGAUAAGUAUUAUAAGGAAGCGGGCAUACGGCUUUUUUAG
Messenger RNA from Anastrepha obliqua, 1638 nucleotides. Its product is annotated as esterase B1-like. NCBI's taxonomy places the organism in Eukaryota, Metazoa, Arthropoda, Insecta, Diptera, Tephritidae. The record is from RefSeq and is a predicted model, not a curated record. The transcript has 5 exons. The coding region runs from base 1 to 1638 and encodes 545 amino acids.